UCCCAGCUCCAGCUCACCCCGCUCCACAUUGCUCCUCAGCUACCGUCUACAAAGCCACCAUGUCUUGCCGCUCCUACAGAGUCAGCUCUGGCCGUCGGGUGGGAAGCUUCAGUUCUUGCUCAGCAAUGGCCCCUCAGCAUCUGAGCCGCUUCCGGGCCAGCUCUGUCUCCUGCAGGAGUGGGCCUGGCUUCCGGGGCUUGGGUGGUUUUGGUAGUCGGAGCGUCAUCAACUUUGGAUCAUCCUCACCCCGGAUAGCAGUUGGAUGCUCUCGUCCUGUCCGCUGUGGAGUUGGCUUUGGAGCUGGCAGUGGGAUGGCCUUUGGAUCCGGUGAUGGUCUGGGCUUUAGGGCCAGCAGCGGUGUUGGCCUGGGGUUUGGGGCUGGUGGCUGCACUGGCUAUGGAUUCGGAGGUCCUGGAUUCGGAGGCCCUGGCUUUGGUAGCCCUGGCUUUGGCUACAGAAUCGGAGGAAUUGGAGGCCCAUCAGCCCCCGCUAUCACAGCUGUGACUGUUAACCAGAGUCUGCUGACACCCCUCAACCUGGAGAUUGACCCCAAUGCCCAGAGGGUGAAGAGAGACGAAAAGGAGCAAAUCAAGACCCUCAACAACAAAUUUGCCUCCUUCAUUGAUAAGGUGAGGUUUCUGGAGCAACAGAAUAAACUCCUAGAGACCAAGUGGAGCUUCCUCCAAGAACAGAAAUGUGCCCGGAGCAAUCUGGAGCCUCUCUUCGAUAACUAUAUCACCACCCUGCGGAGGGAGCUGGAUGUCCUAAGCAGUGACCAGGCUCGGCUGCAGGCAGAGAGGAACCACCUGCAGGACAUCCUUGAGGGCUUCAAGAAGAAGUAUGAAGAGGAGGUGGUAUUCCGGGCCAACGCCGAGAAUGAGUUUGUAGCGCUGAAGAAGGAUGUAGACGCAGCUUUCCUGAACAAAUCUGAUCUGGAAGCCAAUGUGGAUGCUCUGAUCCAGGAAACUGAAUUCCUGAAGGCUCUGUACCAUGAGGAAAUCGAGAUGCUGCAGUCACACAUAUCAGAGACAUCUGUCAUCGUGAAGAUGGACAACAGCCGGGACCUGAACCUAGAUGGGAUCAUAGCUGAAGUCAAGGCACAGUAUGAGGAGGUGGCGAGGCGGAGUCGUGCAGAUGUGGAGUCAUGGUACCAGACCAAGUAUGAGGAGAUGCGAGUGACUGCUGGCCAGCACUGUGACAAUCUACGUAGCACACGGGACGAGAUCAAUGAACUGACCCGGUUGAUCCAGAGGCUGAAAGCAGAGAUCGAGCAUACCAAGGCUCAGUGUGCCAAACUGGAGGCUGCUGUGGCUGAGGCAGAGCAGCAGGGUGAAGCAGCCCUCAAUGAUGCCAAGUGCAAGCUGGCUGAUCUGGAGGGUGCCCUGCAGCAGGCCAAGCAGGACAUGGCCAGGCAGCUUCGAGAGUACCAGGAGCUCAUGAAUGUCAAGCUGGCCCUGGACAUCGAGAUUGUCACCUACAGGAGGCUGCUGGAGGGCGAGGAAACUCGGAUCUGCGAAGGAGUUGGGCCAGUAAACAUAUCUGUGAGCAGCUCUCGAGGAGGUGUGCUGUGUGGGCCCGAGUUGGUCUCUGGAUCCAGCCUUUCCCACAAUGGUGGAGUCACCUUCUCCACCAGCAGCGGCAUCCGUGCCACCGGAGGGGUUCUGGCUUCCUCAAGCCUGAGGGCUGGUGGGGACCUGCUGAGCUCUGGGUCCAGAGGAGGCUCAGUGCUGGUGGGUGAUGCCUGCGCCCCCAGCAUCCCCUGUGCACUGCCCACUGAGGGAGGCUUCAGUAGCUGCAGUGGUGGUCGUGGUAACAGGAGCUCCAGCGUCCGCUUCUCAUCUGCCACCACCUCCCGCAGGACCAGGUACUGAGCACCUAGCCCCAGGGGCCACUGCCCGGAGAAGAACCAGCUGAACAUCCCCUGCUCCUAUCCCCUGAGGUGCACAGACUCUGGUCCUGAGGGAUCUCCAGCCACUCUUCCUGCCAGCACACAAACCUAGCCCAUGUCCUCCUGAAGGAUUCUCCCUAAUUGCUUUCCUUCAGAUCCUCCUCAGGCUCCAGCCACAGUAAAUGUAUUUUCAGCACUACUGCUGAAAGCAGUGGCCCUGGGGAGAGAGGGGUGGUUCAGAGCCAGCAUGAGCACAGACCCCUGGGAUCUGCAGGCAUCCUUAGCCCAUCUUGUCCCUCCCUCUUCCCUUCCCUGGCAGAAGAUGCUUCGUUAUCCCUCCCCUGACCCCAGAGGGCACACAGUCCUUGGUGGCCCCAGGGAUACCUAAGUUCCUGUGACAGUUCUUCUCCCAGUGGUUCAUCCGGGCCAUUUCUCUUAUGGUUGUUGGUUUAUCUGCGGUAUGUGGGUCUGCCAAGUAGGUGGAGUUCAGAUGGAGAGGUGGUCUCUUUAGCUCCAUGUGCCUUGUUCUUGUGGUGAUGAUAUGAGGCCCAACUCUGUGCCCUGUGGUUGCAGCAGGGUUGUGUCUGCAAACUCUGGGAGUCUGAGGGUGGGCGGGACCUGUUUGUACUACUCUUUGUAUUUCUGGGUUUUCAAUAAACUUGCCAAGCUAACUUCA
Mus caroli (Ryukyu mouse) is the source of this 2564-nucleotide messenger RNA. It is a transcript of the gene Krt84, whose product is annotated as keratin 84. Gene Ontology annotation, cellular component: keratin filament. Gene Ontology annotation, biological process: keratinization; intermediate filament organization. Gene Ontology annotation, molecular function: structural constituent of skin epidermis. NCBI's taxonomy places the organism in Eukaryota, Metazoa, Chordata, Mammalia, Rodentia, Muridae. The record is from RefSeq and is a predicted model, not a curated record.